UCCUGUUCGUGUAAUGUUUACGUGGUUGAGCCGACAAAAUAAAAUUUGUUAAAAUUAUUUUUAAAUAUUUUGAGUCAUUUAAAAAAGUCUUUCUACACAAUUAAGUCGAGAUGUCGAUGAAGGUGCUUGUGACUGGUGGAUCUGGUCUUGUUGGAAGUGCAAUUAAGCAAGUUGUUGCUGAUGAAGCUCCAGAAAAUGAGGAAUGGAUAUUUUGUAGCUCUAAAGAUGCAGAUUUGUGUAACUAUGAAUCUACAAAGCAGCUUUUUGAGCAGCACAAACCAACACACGUCAUCCACUUAGCAGCUAUGGUUGGUGGAUUGUUUCACAAUAUGAGCGAUAAUUUAGGAUUCUUAAGGCUCAAUAUGAUGAUGAAUGAUAAUGUUCUUAAAUUAUCCCACGAAUUUGGUGCUAAAAAAGUUGUGUCGUGCCUGUCUACUUGUAUAUUCCCAGAUAAAACAACAUAUCCAAUUGAUGAGACUAUGGUACAUAAUGGCCCACCUCAUGAUUCAAAUUUUGGCUACAGCUAUGCAAAGAGAAUGAUUGACAUUCUUAACAAAGCAUAUCAUGAGAAGCAUGGAUCAUCAUUCACAAGUGUCAUACCUUGCAAUGUAUUUGGACCACAUGAUAAUUUCAAAGAAGGAGUCAGUCACGUUAUUCCAGGAAUGAUUCAUCGUUUACAUAAAUUAAUUUACAUUGAUAAUCCAGAAGUUCCACAAGAGCAGAAGGAGUUUGUUGUUUAUGGAACUGGGAAGCCAUUAAGACAAUUCAUUUACUCAUUGGACCUUGGAAAGCUAUUCAUUUGGGUAUUAAGAAGUUACAACUCCGUUGAACCAAUUAUUUUGUCAGUUGAUGAAGCCGCAGAAGUUUCAAUUGCACAAUUAGCUGAGUCAAUUGCAGCAGCUUUUGAUUUUAAGGGUAAAAUUGUCUUUGACACAACGAAGGCUGAUGGUCAGUAUAAAAAGACAGCGUCGAAUCAGAAAUUGAGAAGUUUACUCCCUGAAUACAAGUUUACUGAUUUUGAUAAAGCAAUUAAGGAUUCUGUUAAGUGGUUUAUUGAUAAUUAUGAAUCAGCUAGAAAAUGAAGACUUUGAAAAAUUAAUUUUUAGAUAACAAUUAAAAAAUUUAAAUUCAAUACAAAUGUAAGAUUAUCUAUCAAAGUUCAAGAA
This is a messenger RNA of Chironomus riparius, 1166 nucleotides long. The record is from the annotation of a GenBank genome assembly. Lineage: Eukaryota; Metazoa; Arthropoda; Insecta; Diptera; Chironomidae.